AUGUGUGCUAAUGAGGCUGCAGUGAUGGGCACUGAUAGGCUGCACUGAUGGGCACUGGUAGGUGGCACUGAUGUGCAUUGACAGGCAUCACUGGGGCGGACUGACAACUCAUGGGGCCCCCGGGCAAUAGGGGAUCAUGGGGCCCCUGUGUCCUUGCCAAAACUCAAAAAAAGCCUAUGAAAAAGGUACCAGGGACAUCUCAUGGGGCUCCCUACUGAUCCCAGGCCCUCGGGCAGUGCCCGAGUUUCCAAAUGGUCAGUCUGCCCCU
Staurois parvus is the source of this 268-nucleotide messenger RNA. Lineage: Eukaryota; Metazoa; Chordata; Amphibia; Anura; Ranidae. The record is from the annotation of a GenBank genome assembly.